AUGGAGGCUCCACAUACAGCGCUGUUGCCGACUGACAAGGCUGCGCUGUCCACGUUGUACAGCAGUAUUCCCUCGCCAACGCUAGACUUACCCAAGUGCACGCCUCGAGAUCAGAUUGUCUUUGACAGAGUCUUGCAUCAUGCCAUACCAGGUCUUGCAUCGGACCUCUAUGCCUACCAAGUCCGCACAGUGUGCAGGAUGCUACGACAUGAGCUGUACCCAGAAACAAUUCUGGAUCCUCGACUUGUGCCCUUGAAUAACGUCUUCUUUGAUCAAGAAGCAUGCAAGUUUUGGAAGACAAGUUCAAGCUACGUGGCUCCGACUGGAGGUAUCCUCGGCGAAGAGAUGGGAACUGGCAAGACGUGUGAGUGUCUCGCGCUCAUGCUCGCGAGUCUCGAUACUUUGCCAGCAAACCCGGCACUGUUGCCACAUACGACUUAUCGCCUCCCCCCUGAGCAUUCACGGCACCGGUCGUCAGUGGGUAGAUCGUUGCAGGAACGCUGUGCGCAGGUUGCACAAGAAGCACAUAUUCCUACUCGCUUCUUUCUCCAAGCGUACCCUCACCUGGAGCCAGUUCUCUGUCAGUAUAGACAUUUGAUCGUUGUUCCCGAUAGCUUGGUCAGUCAAUGGCAACAUGAGAUUCGGAAGCACGUUGAGCACGACUUCCUCCAAGUGCUUGUUCUUGCUGCCAACAAGCUUGCUGCACCCACACCAGACCCAAAAGAGUUGCUCCAGUAUGAUUUGGUGCUCAUCUCGCACACUCGAUUCUCUCAGGAAGAACGACAGCAUGCUCAAGUACAGCACUGCCGGUGCUCGUAUGCGAAAGCAACACGACAAGUAAUUUGCACAUGCCCCAAGACGCCAGGUUAUACUUCGCCAUUGACUCAAUUGCAUUGGCUGCGUCUCAUGGUGGAUGAAGGUCACACCAUGUCAAGUCAACACUCAAAAGCUGUCCGUUUUGCCUCACAGCUUAGUGUCGAACGACGUUGGGUCGUUUCCGGUACACCAUCACGCGGCUUGGUCGGUGGACUCGCAGACGGAACAGAAUUUCAGAGCGAGCGCAUCGACCUCGAAAAUCUGAGCGUUACGCUCUGCGACUUCCUGAAGCUCCAAGCAUUCGACAAGCAGCAGUGGCGAAGAGCGAUAGCAAAACCUUUUCUGGACAGGAGACCAGGUGCUACGCAAUGUAUACGCAGCCUCUUGGAGGCGAUUGUCAUUCGAAAUCGGCAAGCUGACAUGACAAUGGACGUCGUUUUGCCACCGCUGAGGCGAAAAGUAGUCUACCUCGACCCAAGUCCAGAGACUGCCUUGUCACUCAACAUUUUCAAUGCUCUUAUUGCCAUCAACGCAGUGACGUCUCAACGCAUCGACCAAGACUACUUUUUCCACAAGUCGCAAUCGACUGCAUUGGCUGCUUUGGUGCGUAAUCUGCUCAUUUCUACCUUUUGGUGGACAGGAACUCCAGCAAAGGAUGUCAUCUCUGCACGCAAUGUGGCCCACGAAGCGCUUCGGACCAAAACCUUCAGUCUAAGUGAUACUACUCUACUGCAGCAGUCAGUAGCCGUCUUACAACAAGCACUAGAAUCGUCGGCCUGGCAGGCCAUGUCGACGACCCACGAGCUUGGAUACACGUUGAAUGCUGACUUGUCCGAGUCUCUUCAAGAGUACUGGCUGACUCCAAAUAUGCCAAGACUUCGCAAUGCAGCCAAGAAGCGACAAGCCAUGAAGAAGAAGGAAAAGGAGGAUACGAGAGACAUGAAGAAGUUGAGCUCACCAGCCAAGGAGGCAAAAAACGCAAAUGUCAAUCCAGCAAUCUUGCAUGCCUCACGCCUUUCUCAACUCAAAAUUGUGGCGACGAGUUCUGCCAAGCUCAACUACCUGCUGCAGCAAAUCUUGCAGUACGCUGAGACAGACAAGAUUAUUGUAUUUUCU
Protomyces lactucae-debilis is the source of this 1932-nucleotide messenger RNA. RefSeq names its product SNF2 family N-terminal domain-containing protein. NCBI's taxonomy places the organism in Eukaryota, Fungi, Ascomycota, Taphrinomycetes, Taphrinales, Protomycetaceae. Gene Ontology annotation, molecular function: ATP-dependent chromatin remodeler activity; ATP binding. The transcript has 3 exons. The record is from RefSeq and is a predicted model, not a curated record. The annotation marks the transcript as partial.